UCGGCGCGGCGCUGCAGGCUCCGGUCCGGGCUGCGUGCGCCAGAGCCUCCCCCAGCGCCGCCGCUCCCCGCCGGGCCGCCGGGCCGCGAGGGCAGAGGCAUGCCCAGGCGGAGCAUCGCGGAGGUGAAGGUGCUGGACGUGCAGAAGCGGCGCAUCCCCAACAAGCACUAUGUGUACAUUAUCAAAGUCACGUGGUCCAAUGGGUCCACAGAAGUCAUCUACCGACGGUACAGCAAGUUCUUCGACCUACAGAUGCAAAUGCUGGACAAGUUUCCAAUGGAAGGAGGGCAGAAGGAUCCCAAACAAAGGAUCAUCCCCUUUCUGCCAGGGAAGAUCCUCUUCCGCCGGAGUCACAUCCGCGAUGUUGCAGUCAAGCGCCUGAUACCUAUUGAUGAGUACUGCAAGGCUCUGAUCCAGCUGCCUCCCUACAUCUCCCAGUGUGAGGAGGUUCUGCAGUUCUUUGAGACCCGACCUGACGACUUGACUCCCCCCAAAGAGGAGCCCAUUGGAAAGAAGAGAUCUGGGUUUAUCCAGAGAACGACCUCUUUCCUACAGAGAGGAGCUGACUCUGCCUCGGUCGAUCCCUUGGUGCUGGAGCAGUAUGUCGUGGUGGCCAACUACCAGAAGCAGGAGAGCUCCGAGAUCAGCUUAUGCGUGGGCCAGUUGGUGGAUAUCAUUGAGAAGAACGAAUCAGGCUGGUGGUUUGUGAGCACAUCAGAGGAGCAAGGCUGGGUGCCAGCGACCUGCCUGGAGGCCCAGGAUGGUGUCCAGGAUGAGCUCUCAAUGCAGCCUGAUGAAGUCCCAUGGAGAUACUGGUCUCUACCCAGGCAUGUUGGCCGCCGUCGGACUCUUGGGGACUUGUACACAAGUGGAUGGGGUCAAGAGGAGAAGUACACAGUUAUUUACCCAUAUACCGCCAGAGACCAGGACGAAAUGAACCUGGACAAAGGAGCAGUGGUGGUGGUGAUCCAGAAGAACCUGGAGGGCUGGUGGAAAAUCAGGUACCAGGGCCAAGAAGGCUGGGCUCCUGCCUCCUAUCUCAAGAAAGGGAAUGGAGAGAUGUUCUCACAGAAGCUGGGGUCUGGCUCCUCCACUCAUUCCUGUGCCUUGGAUCUGGAUGGCAUCUCCCGGCAGCAGGUUGUCACCAGCCGAGAGAAGGAUGGGCUCGCUGGCCAGAGGGAUGGGAGGUUUGACAACCGUCCCCUGCCCAACGCUGACAUCCGCCGCAAGUCACCGAAGAUGAGGCAGAGACCCCCUCCUCGCAGAGAUCUCACUAUACCACGUGGUUUGAACCUGCCUAAACCUCCUGUCCCUCCUCAAGUGGAAGAGGAAUAUUACACCAUUGCUGACUUCCAGACCACCAUCCCUGAUGGCAUCAGCUUCCAGGCAGGAAUGAAAGUAGAGGUUAUCGAGAAGAACCUGAGUGGCUGGUGGUACAUUCAGAUUGAGGAGAAGGAAGGCUGGGCCCCUGCUACGUUUAUUGAUAAAUACAAGAAAACCAGCAACGCGUCCAGGCCGAACUUCCUGGCUCCGCUGCCCAGUGAGAUGGCCCAGCUCCGGCUGGGGGAUGCUGCAGCAGAAAGCAGUGCCACAGAGGAAGCAACAGGACCAUGCAGGCCUCUGCCGGAGGCUCCUCCAAAUGGCAUGGACUGUGGUACAAAGUGGGCCAAGGACUGCAAGGGGAAGGAGGCUACUGAGAGCGGGGACCUGGCCUUCACUUGUGGCUAUGAGGAGAUCUCAGACCGGGAUGUGGAAGAGAAGCCCAGCCUGCCACCCAGGAAGGAGUCCAUCAUUAAGUCAGAAGGCGAGUUGCUGGAGAGGCAGAGGCCUCCCCCCAAACCUCCAGGCAUGAUUUUGCCAAUGAUCCCCCCGAAGCAGUCAGCAGCCCCAAAAGACAGCAAGAAGCCUGAGCUGAAACCUGAGAAGAGCAAACUCUUCCAGCUGAAGAAUGAAAUGGGGCUGGAAUGCGGACACAAGGUGUCAGCCAAGGAGGUGAAAAAGCCAAACCUCCGGCCCAUUGUCAAGCCAACCAAGCCAAAAGCUGAGCCUGCAGAGGACAAGCCUGAGCCGAUCACUCAGAACCCCUUCUUGAAGUCAAGACCUCAGAUCAAGCCCAAACCCCCCACAGCCCCUCGGACUGACCCUCCUCCAGCUGAUGACAAACUGGACAUUUGCAGCCUGCGGAGCAAGCUGAGACCUGCCAAGUGCCCAGAGAAACCCCCUGAGCAGGACACCGCCGCCAGCGAAAGCUCCUGCAGUAACCCUGCAGUUGCCCCAGAGGCUUCUGGAAGGUUUCAGGAGCGACCAAGCAUAGAGAGCAAAGCCCUUCCCAAAUGCCCCCCAGGCCCAGCUGUUGCCCUGGCUGCCCGAGAGCCCGCACCGCAGCGCCCGGUUGUGCCGCCCCGCCGGCCUCCGCCACCCAAGAAAACGACGUCUCCUGUUGCUGGCCCCGCGCCUGAAGCCAGGGCAUCUCCACUGCCAGGGAGGCCCAUGCUGGUUCCCCCCAAAGCCAGGCCCUUCCUGUCUGCUGCCAUCCAAGACGAAGCCAAAGCGAAAAGCAGCAUAGGUCCAAAGGUAAUAUCCAAAGGGGUGGAGAGAGGGGAAGGAAAGGAGAGGACGUCAGCCCCCUUCUCCAACCCAGAUGUCUCCAAGGAAGCUCUCUACGUGGCAGUGGCGGAUUUUGAGGGUGACGAGGAGACCAACAGCUUUAGAGAAGGGACUUUGUUUGAAGUGCGUGAGAAGAACAGCAGCGGCUGGUGGUUCUGCAAGGUCCUGACUGGGGGGCCCUGCUGGGAGGGCUGGAUCCCUUCCAACUACCUGCGGAAGAAGCCAUAGCCUGUCCUGUUUACACGGUUGGAGGUUCCCUGUUCUCCCACCUAUUUAAUUAGAGUCUUAAUUUAUAGUUUUCCGUAAGGCUGGCUUUAAAAAAUAAUAAUUGAAAUCCCAUACAUUCCAGCUGAUGCCCCUCUCCUGCCCCGAGCUCCUGCUCUCUCUUGGCCUGGCAUAGCAGCCCUACAUGUGGGGUACAGUGGCCAGCACAGUUCUCCAUGCUGGGGAGAGCCUUGGUAGAUGGGUUUUGCCACCUGUACAGGGAAUUCAAGAAGCAGCAGCAGCCAGGGAGAGAAAUGCAGCUUGGUUUGGUAUCAGUGAAGGAAAUGUGGCCUCAUGGAUGGAUUUGCUUUUCAGUGAGGCUCAGGGUCAUGAUUGAAUGUUGUAUGUGGUAUUGCUUAAUCCAAGCGUGUAGCAGUCGUACAAGAGAUGUGGCAAAUGGGGGGGGGACUGUUGCUCAGAAUGGUCUGUCCCCAUAGCCCUGUGUGCAUUUGCAGACAUGAAUACACGCUGGAGGCACUCUGGGCUCUGCCUUGCUUUCCCCUGCACAUGCAUUGGACAGUCCCAUGGUCUCUCCCCAUUCCACAAUGACAAGUGUUAACUUAAACAUCCUCCUGGUGGGAAAAAAAGAAGGAAAAAGAAAAGAAAAAAAUGCGCAUGAACACAUAAAGCAAGUCCUCUGGAGACUGUACCUUGCCAUGUUACAGCCAAACAACAAGAGGUGUUUUGCUUCGGUAGCUGAAGAAUACUAUGCAACACACAGAGGACCAUGGUGACCCCAGAAUCCCUGGAAAGAGGAUGUUUUAUUUCCCUUCUGACACAGACUGGACUGCCUGUUGGACUAAUAGGGGACUGCCUGUUCCCAUGACCCACUGAGCUUCCCAGGGCUGGCAGGCAGCAGCCAGGUGGGUCUUCCAGUAGGUGCUGAUCUUAUCAAGUGCAAUCCGGAAUGUGGGAGCUCAGCUACUCAUCGCAUCCAGUUGUGAGGUGUGGCUGGUGCUCAGGUGCUCCCUCCUUUGUCACCCUAGCUUUCUGUUCUCCUGUCCACAAGUGCUUUCAGCUCACCCUGUGUGUUGGUUGGCUCUGGGGGCAUCAGAUCAAACAGAGUGGGUUUUAUUUCCACACUGGCACUGCUGCCUGCUGGGCCUGAUCCUGCUGGCGGUGGUGUGUGUCCCAGGGGGAGGAUGAAAGUGAUCUGCUUGGCUGCCUCUUUAUGCCAUUUUCUUCUCUUGCAGAUUCAGAGCCACGUUUCUUUCUUUAGAAGAGCUUCAUGCCCUUUGCUUUGGUGGGUUUGUGGUUGACCAAGCCUAUGUGCCCUUGUUAUUCUAAUUGCAAGGGGAAGUGCUGCAGAUGCAGCUCUGCAGCCACAUUGUUUGGCUGCUGAAAACAAUAAAUGUUCUCCUUUUAAUUUGAGGUUGGUGGAAUUGAAGACAGUCUGCGUGCCAGAGCCAUGCUACCCCCUCCCCUGUGCACCUUCUGCCUUCCUAUAUCCUAUGCUUUCUGCACUGGAAUUGUGGAUGUAAAGAUACAUCUUUGUAUAUGCAAACUGGGCAGGGUUGCACUGGGAAGGUGAUGGUUCAUCCCAGCCCCACUGUAGCUAUAGGGAAGCCCUCACCAUUCCAGCAAUGCCAGAAGCCCAAAGGUUCAUUUAGGUUGCAACCUAACCCAGUAACAGAUCCCUGUUAGGAGAUGUUGGUGUGUUCCCUGGAGAGUUGCACAGUGGGUUGGGAAGAAAUGCUGCCUUUUUUCUGCUCCAGUAAAACUCCUUUGCUGUGGCAAUGAGGGGGGCCAGGCUGAGAUAAGGCAAAGCAGCCCGGCUGAGCCAUGUGGGACAUAGGUCCCCAUCCCCUCUGGCUGCUGGCAGUCACAGUGGGGUGAAAGCAGUGUGCCCUUGUCCCAGGACAGCAGAUCCUUGCUCCUUCUGUGCUGAAUGUCCUAACCCCUGAAAUGGCUCCCCUUUCUCUGCCUCGUCAUCGCCCUCACUGAUCCCACUGUUCCUCACCAAGAACAAUCCUCUUUCUGUUGCUUCUUUCUGUUGCUUCCAGCCUAAAUGAGGGCUAUUUCUGCUUUCCUCCCAGCCUGGGCCUCAGAACUCGUCCUGCUUCAUUUUGCUGACACAAGUACUGUAUUGGGCUCGUUGAGCACAUGACAGCAUCAGUCUUUUGUUUCCAAAGAUCUUCCCAGCAUCACAGAGGUGUCAUCCUCAGUGUGACAGGGGCAGCAGGACCCUUACCCCUUCCUGCUGCUCUUCUGUCUGCAAGGGGACAGGAGCCCCAGCAGGAAGGUGCUGAUGGCACGUUUGGUUCCACACAGGUGUGCCAGCCCUCUGUGCUUCCGUCUGGCGGUACCUUGUGGGUGCUGAGCCCCCGACUGCCUCGUGAGGAGGAGGAGGUUGGCCCGUGGUACUCAGGCACCUCAGCGGGGGGAUGGGGGGAGCUGGGGGGGAGGGCUGGAGGCGCCAGCUCAGUCUCACUCGCUCUCAGUGUGUCUGCCCAGGUCUCGCUGUACGAUGUAAGCGUGUAUAAAUCUGCAUUACUGUGGGCGGGUGGGGGUGGCAGCGGAAGAUAGAUGUAGCUGUGUAAAUGCCGUAUCUAUAUGUUCACCAUUAGGGGUUGGGUUUUGUGGGUUGGUUUUUUUGUUGUUGAUUUUUUUUUUUUUUUUUUUUUUCAUUCAGUGGGGUUUGGAAG
Messenger RNA from Lagopus muta (rock ptarmigan), 5516 nucleotides. RefSeq names its product SH3 and PX domains 2B (gene SH3PXD2B). Lineage: Eukaryota; Metazoa; Chordata; Aves; Galliformes; Phasianidae. The coding region runs from base 100 to 2835 and encodes 911 amino acids. Gene Ontology annotation, biological process: superoxide anion generation. Gene Ontology annotation, cellular component: cytoplasm. The transcript has 15 exons. Gene Ontology annotation, molecular function: phosphatidylinositol binding; superoxide-generating NADPH oxidase activator activity; protein binding. The record is from RefSeq and is a predicted model, not a curated record.